GGGCCGGGGGUGGGCCGCCUGCUGACCCCACUCUCGCCUUCCUCGCAGCCGCCCAAAGACGACAAGAAGAAGAAGGACGCGGGCAAGUCCGCCAAGAAGGACAAGGACCCCGUCAACAAGUCCGGCGGCAAAGCCAAGAAGAAGAAGUGGUCCAAGGGGAAGGUGCGCGACAAGCUGAACAACCUCGUCCUCUUCGACAAGGCCACGUACGACAAGCUCUGCAAGGAGGUUCCGAACUACAAGCUCAUCACGCCCGCCGUGGUCUCGGAGCGGCUGAAGAUCCGCGGCUCCCUCGCGCGGGCCGCGCUGCAGGAGCUCCUCGGCAAAGGUUUGAUUAAGCUGGUCUCCAAGCACCGGGCCCAGGUCAUCUACACGCGCAACACGAAGGGAGGGGACGCCCCCGCCGCGGGGGAGGACGCCUGAAGAGGUGA
This is a messenger RNA of Python bivittatus (Burmese python), 431 nucleotides long. Lineage: Eukaryota; Metazoa; Chordata; Lepidosauria; Squamata; Pythonidae. The record is from RefSeq and is a predicted model, not a curated record.